Molecule: messenger RNA, 1105 nt
Organism: Syzygium oleosum
Lineage: Eukaryota; Viridiplantae; Streptophyta; Magnoliopsida; Myrtales; Myrtaceae
Product: dehydration-responsive element-binding protein 1E-like
Exons: 1
Coding region: 75-824 (249 amino acids)
Biological process (GO): regulation of DNA-templated transcription
Molecular function (GO): DNA-binding transcription factor activity; DNA binding
Source: RefSeq, a predicted model, not a curated record
CAAAAAAAAAUCGAAAGAAAAACAUCUCAACCAUCACCCGCGGGGUCAAAUCCUCAGGUGUAGCCAUAUUCUUGAUGAACAUUUCCAUGCAACUGCAAUCGGACGUGCUGGUGCCGGAGCAGUCGUCGCCGUCCCCGUCGCCUUCGGACUCCUCCUCGAGCCGCCCCGCAUGCUCCGACGAGGAGCAGGUCGUGGUGCUGGCGUCGAGCCGGCCGAAGAAGCCGGCCGGGCGGAGGGUCUUCAAGGAGACGCGGCACCCGGUGUACCGGGGAGUGCGGACGCGGAACAGGGGCAAGUGGGUGUGCGAGCUCCGGGAGCCCAACAAGAAGACCCGGAUAUGGCUCGGGACGUACCCGACGGCGGAGAUGGCUGCGCGCGCCCACGACGUGGCCGCGCUGGCCCUGCGCGGGAGGCAGGGCGCGUGCCUCAACUUCGCCGACUCCGCCUGGCGGCUGCCCGAGCCGGCGUCCCGCGAGCCGGCCGAGAUACGGAGGGCGGCGGCAGCGGCGGCCGAGGCGUUCCGCCCUGCCGAGGCCGAGGAGGCGGUCUCUUCGUGCGGCGAAGCCAGCGGAGGGAGCGUUUGCACCGGCCAGGAGGCAAGCGUGCGUGCUCCAGACGACGAAGACGGUGAUCAUAAGAAGGUCAAGCAAGAGACGGUGCGUGAUUGCAUGGAGAUUGAAGAGACGACGUCGUUCGACCUGAAGAAGUGGCUCGAGUGUCCUCUUCUGUCUCCGACACCACAUGAUGCCGGCGCCCAUUUUAGCUGGGACUACGAUGCGGAAGGCGAUCAUGCAGAUGUUUCGCUGUGGAGUUACUCCUUGUGAUGACGACAACGUAAAUUAUGCAGCUUUUUUUUUAUAAAAAGAAUUCUUUUACAUUGUUUUAGUUCCUCCUCUUGGCAUCUUAUUUCGAUUUCAUUGUAUUUUCCCUAUUAUCAGCUCGUUACAGCGUCUCUGUGUGCCGUAGAAUAGGCAGAAUUCUGUGUCAACUGUCAAUAUGCUCAUCACAUGUAUAACUGGAGUCAUUACCGACCAGACAGAGAACAAGGGAUAGAAUAGAAUCAUAGAAAGAGUCUGACUUAGCCGUGGCAGCUUAGUCAUUUUGG